GUUGCACGUAUUUCGUGGCAAAGAAUUUCUUAAAUUUUGCUUUGAAAAACUUCACUUUAAAUCAAUUUUCUGUGAUAAACUCGAUCUCUGACUCUCAAAGACGCGAAUGAAAGUGUUAGAUUUCUCGUAAAAACUUGAAAUUUCCUCAAAAAAAGCACAAAAUGGGUCCUCCAUACAAAAAAGGGUCAAAGCGUGAGGGAAAGUCCUCGUCGGACAAAAGUUUCAAGAAACGCAAAACGGAAGAUGAUGUAACGGCAGCUUACUUGGAUGAGGAAGACACGAACGACAGCACGACUUUUGUGCCGGGAGCUGCGACAGCGAAUGCCGAAGAGAACGACCAAGGCGUGCAGGAUGACGAAUAUGGGGCGAAAGAUUAUCGCUCGCAGAUGGAAUUGAAGCCGGAUAAUGCUUCGCGUCCUUUGUGGGUGGCUCCGAACGGGCACAUCUUUUUGGAAUCGUUUUCGCCGGUUUAUAAGCACGCUCAUGAUUUUUUGAUUGCUAUUUCGGAGCCGGUUUGUCGUCCCGAACACAUCCACGAAUACAAAUUAACAGCUUACAGCUUAUAUGCCGCCGUUUCCGUAGGACUACAAACCAACGACAUCAUCGAAUACCUAAAACGCUUGAGCAAAACGACCAUCCCCGAGGGCAUCAUCGAAUUCAUCCGUUUAUGCACCCUCUCCUACGGAAAAGUCAAACUCGUUUUAAAACACAAUCGCUAUUUCGUCGAAAGUCCUCAUCCCGACGUGCUCCAAAAACUCCUUAAAGACCCCGUUAUCCAACAAUGUCGUCUCAAACGAAGCGCCGAAGAAGAAGAAAAAGGCGACGGCUUCAUCACGACCGUCUUAGACAAGAAAGGAGUCCCCACAUUUGGUGCAAAAACCUCAAAUCCCGCACCUGGCGCCACAAAUCCCGAAAAUCCUCAAGAAAAUGCCGAAAACACUCCCGCUGCUCCUGCAGUCCCCGAUGACAUCACAAAUUUCUACGAAAAAAUCGACAACGAGGACGACGAAGAAGAAGCAAACCUAAAAACCGUCUCGUUCGAAGUGAACCAAGAAAAAAUCGAGGUAAUCCAGAAACGCUGCAUCGAAAUAGAGCAUCCACUGCUGGCGGAAUACGAUUUUCGUAAUGACACCGUGAACCCCGACAUCAAUUUAGAUCUUAAACCGGCAGCAGUACUUCGUCCGUAUCAGGAAAAGAGUUUGCGUAAAAUGUUCGGGAAUGGUCGUGCCCGUUCGGGAGUCAUUGUCUUGCCAUGCGGGGCGGGAAAAUCCUUAGUUGGCGUCACCGCAGUCUGUACCGUGCGAAAACGGGCUCUUGUGUUGUGUAACAGCGGCGUUUCGGUCGAACAAUGGAAACAACAGUUCAAAAUGUGGUCCACGGCAGAUGACAGCAUGAUUUGCCGUUUCACUUCGGAUGCCAAAGAUAAGCCAAUGGGCUCGGGAAUUCUCAUAACGACAUACUCGAUGAUCACUCAUACGCAAAAGAGGUCCUGGGAGGCCGAACAAACGAUGCGAUGGUUGCAGGAACAAGAAUGGGGCAUCGUGGUAAUGGACGAGGUACACACAAUUCCGGCAAAAAUGUUCCGUCGUGUCUUGACCUUGGUCCAAAGUCACUGCAAACUCGGCUUAACCGCGACUUUACUGCGUGAAGAUGACAAAAUCGCCGAUUUAAAUUUCUUGAUUGGCCCAAAAUUGUAUGAAGCCAACUGGUUGGAGCUCCAAAAACGCGGAUAUAUCGCCCGAGUUCAAUGCGCUGAGGUUUGGUGUCCCAUGUCACCGGAAUUCUAUCGCGAAUAUUUGCAAACUCGCACCUCGAAAAAGAUGCUUUUGUACGUUAUGAACCCCUCAAAGUUCCGUUCGACGCAAUUUUUGAUCCGUUACCACGAGAGACGUGGCGACAAAACGAUCGUUUUUAGCGAUAAUGUCUUCGCGCUGAAACAUUACGCCAUCAAAAUGAACAAACCCUACAUUUACGGGCCCACGUCGCAAAACGAGCGGAUCCAAAUUCUACAAAAUUUCAAAUUCAAUCCGAAAGUUAAUACAAUUUUCGUGAGUAAAGUCGCCGAUACGAGUUUCGAUUUGCCCGAAGCGAACGUUUUGAUCCAGAUUUCGUCGCAUGGCGGGUCGCGACGUCAAGAGGCCCAGCGUUUGGGUCGUAUUUUGCGUGCCAAGAAGGGUGCAAUUGCCGAAGAGUAUAACGCCUUCUUUUAUACGCUCGUGUCACAAGAUACCAUCGAAAUGAGUUAUUCGCGGAAGCGGCAGCGGUUUUUGGUGAAUCAGGGGUACAGUUACAAGGUUAUUACGCAUUUGGCGGGAAUGGAUCAGGAUCAGGAACUUUUUUAUAAAACGCGAGAGGAGCAAGGGCAGCUGUUGCAACAAGUGCUGGCAGCGUCAGAUGCGGAUUGUGAGGAGGAAAGAGCGAUUGGCGAAGGAGGACCCUUUAGAGCGGGAACGUCGAAGCGGGCAGGCGGAUUGGGAUCCAUGUCUGGGGCAGAUGAUGCCGUUUAUUACGAGUUUAAGAAGAAUAAGGGGCAUUUGCAUCCGCUUUUCAAGAAGUUUAGAGGAUAAGAUUUUGUUGAAAAUUAAAAUUUUUGUUCAAAAUAAAAAUUUUUUAUUAAA
This is a messenger RNA of Culicoides brevitarsis, 2618 nucleotides long. It is a transcript of the gene hay, whose product is annotated as general transcription and DNA repair factor IIH helicase subunit XPB. Gene Ontology annotation, molecular function: hydrolase activity; ATP binding; DNA binding. NCBI's taxonomy places the organism in Eukaryota, Metazoa, Arthropoda, Insecta, Diptera, Ceratopogonidae. The coding region runs from base 162 to 2567 and encodes 801 amino acids. Gene Ontology annotation, cellular component: transcription factor TFIIH holo complex; transcription preinitiation complex; nucleotide-excision repair factor 3 complex. The transcript is spliced from 2 exons. Gene Ontology annotation, biological process: transcription initiation at RNA polymerase II promoter; nucleotide-excision repair. The record is from RefSeq and is a predicted model, not a curated record.